Molecule: messenger RNA, 591 nt
Organism: Cucumis melo (muskmelon)
Lineage: Eukaryota; Viridiplantae; Streptophyta; Magnoliopsida; Cucurbitales; Cucurbitaceae
Product: zinc finger protein 11-like
Exons: 1
Coding region: 1-591 (196 amino acids)
Source: RefSeq, a predicted model, not a curated record
AUGGAUAAUGGAGCUUAUAUGAGCAACAAUACCAACAAUGGAAAGCAGCAGCAGCAGCAGCAGCAACAAAGGGGUUAUGUAAAAGAAGGAACUUUUUCAAGCAAUGAAUUUCAAUGGCCAGCAAAAAAUUAUGGUUGUAAUUUUUGCAAGAGGGAAUUCAAAUCAGCUCAAGCUCUUGGAGGGCAUAUGAAUGUUCAUAGAAGGGAUAGGGCAAGAAUGAGACUUUUGCCUUCUUGGGUGUCUGAUAAUAAUUAUAAUAAUAAUUAUUAUUCUUGCCCUAACCCUAAUUUUCCUAAUUUCUCACCAUCUUGUUUCAAUUUCAGAUCAUCAUCGAAUAAAAAUUCUUUGUGUUCUUCCUUACAAGAUCAAGACAAGAAAGAAAUUGGAAGUUGUUCAUGGAACAAUAAUUACAAGCCUUCUUCAUUAUUUGUUCCCCACGAUGAUCAAGAACAUGUUGGUGAUGACGCUGAUCAAGUUCUUCAUGUUUUCAAAAAGAAGAAGAAAAGUUUGGUUAAUUUAGAGUUGAAGAUGGGGAGUUUGGGAGAUGCUUCUUCAAAUAAUGAGGAUCUUGAUCUGGAACUGCAUCUUUAA